CUGACUUCGGGGACUUCGGGGACUUCAUAACUGCAUGAGAAAAUGCCAACAUGAGUGAAUUUAACUACACGAGGACGGUAGAGUAGCGAGAAGCUGAUCGGCCAUUCAUUCUUGUUAUUUUAAGCGUUAAGGCGUCAAAGGCAUUAUGUCUACAAAUACCUGGUUCACCCGCACCGUAUUUUUGAUGUUAUGUGUCAGCGCCGGCAUCCUGCUACGAUUGUCUUGGGGAGGAUCGAACAAUCGGCCCAGUACGCGUGGAUUGUUGAUAGCAGAUACGAAAGAACCAGCUUCAACCAAUGCCACAGGAGACACAUACCCAAGGCAGGACGAGUCCCAAACUGACAUCGUCAUAGUGCUCGCCUAUUACAGGAGUGGAUCAACGUUCUUAGCGGAGAUAUUUAACCAGAAUGCAGAAGCUGUGUACUUCUUUGAGCCUCUGCGAUGGUUUAGAGAAUCAUUCUUCAAUGAGACGUUUUAUAUCUACCCUGGCAAUACACGAAGGUAA
Messenger RNA from Lingula anatina, 505 nucleotides. Its product is annotated as carbohydrate sulfotransferase 3. Gene Ontology annotation, molecular function: N-acetylglucosamine 6-O-sulfotransferase activity. Gene Ontology annotation, biological process: sulfur compound metabolic process; N-acetylglucosamine metabolic process. NCBI's taxonomy places the organism in Eukaryota, Metazoa, Brachiopoda, Lingulata, Lingulida, Lingulidae. The record is from RefSeq and is a predicted model, not a curated record.